CGAGUAAUAAUGGCGUGUGGUUCAUCAGCUAGAGAGGAGGCGAGGCCGGUGCCAGUUGGGAGGAGUUAGCUCUCCCACCUCCCCAACCGUACGCCUUCAUUGUUAUUGUUCUCAUCGCCCCAAUCGCCCCAGCUCUCCGCUUCCUGCCCGUAUAAAAUCACAUCCUCGCCUUGCCCUCUCUUCCUGCUACGAGCCCAUAGCCGAAACCCCUACCCGUUUCUCGCCGUUCUCCGCCUCGGACUCUCUAGCUUGUCGGCGGAUCUGGAGCGAAUUCGCCGAGGGGAUCAAAAGGGUCGUCGUUUUCCUUCAUUUGGUGAAGUGGGUCGGUCUCCAACAUGAAGGUCUCCGUCGUUUCGCGCAGUGGCCGGGAAUUGAUUAAGGGCGGCCUCGAACUCAGUGAUUCGGCCACUGUGGCUGAUCUGCAGGAGGAGAUUCAUCGCAGGACCAAGAAAUUCCAUCCUUCAAGACAGCGGCUAACACUCCCUCUCCAGCCUGGAUCAAAGGAGAAGCCUAUCAUUCUUAACUACAAAAAAAGCCUUAAAGAUUACACUGAAGGAAACACAUCCAAUUUUACUGUUGUAUUCAAGGACCUUGGAACACAGGUUUCUUACCGUACUCUUUUCUUCUGGGAGUACCUUGGUCCCUUGAUCCUCUAUCCCAUCUUUUACUUCUUUCCUGUGUACCGUUACUUUGGCUACCAAGGGGAGCGCAUCAUCCACCCAGUACAGACUUAUGCUCUGUACUACUGGUGUUUCCACUACUUCAAACGAAUUAUGGAAACAUUUUUCGUGCACCGUUUCAGCCAUGCAACCUCACCCCUUUCUAAUGUUUUCCGGAACUGUGCCUAUUAUUGGAGUUUUGGGUCAUACAUUGCUUAUUAUGUCAACCAUCCACUUUACACCCCCCCUGUUAGUGACCUCCAAAUGAAGAUUGGCUUUGCCUUUGGGUUGCUUUGUCAAGUUGCAAACUUCUAUUGUCAUAUCUUGCUGAGGAAUCUUCGGAGCCCAGCUGGGAAUGGAGGAUAUCAAAUUCCUCGUGGCUUCUUGUUCAACAUUGUUACUUGUGCAAACUACACUACAGAGAUUUAUCAGUGGUUGGGUUUCAACAUUGCGACACAAACCGUUGCUGGAUAUGUCUUCCUUGUGGUCGCUACUUUUAUCAUGACCAAUUGGGCCCUUGCGAAGCAUCGCCGCUUGAAGAAGCUGUUCGAUGGAAAGGAAGGAAGACCGCGAUAUCCACGGCGUUGGGUGAUCCUACCUCCCUUCCUGUAAGGAUACCAACAAUAUGUCAGCACCUGCAUUUAGUUGUGGUUUGAUUCCGGAUCAGUUCAUUAUUUAGUCAGCAGUGCUAGACAAUCUUUGUAAUCCAACCGAAUUAGUUUUGUCUAGCUAUUGCUCUUCUUCUCCUUUCAUUAGAUUACAUGGAUAAUGGCAUAAACCUUAUGGGUUCAAUAUCCCAUGGGCAAGGUUCUCGAUUGAUCUUCAUAUGUUAUCGCCUGUUCCUAUCUUUUU
Messenger RNA from Rhodamnia argentea, 1511 nucleotides. Its product is annotated as very-long-chain enoyl-CoA reductase. Gene Ontology annotation, biological process: very long-chain fatty acid biosynthetic process. Gene Ontology annotation, molecular function: oxidoreductase activity, acting on the CH-CH group of donors. NCBI's taxonomy places the organism in Eukaryota, Viridiplantae, Streptophyta, Magnoliopsida, Myrtales, Myrtaceae. The transcript has 4 exons. Bases 336 to 1271 code for a protein of 311 amino acids. The record is from RefSeq and is a predicted model, not a curated record.